Molecule: messenger RNA, 2309 nt
Organism: Spizellomyces punctatus DAOM BR117
Lineage: Eukaryota; Fungi; Chytridiomycota; Chytridiomycetes; Spizellomycetales; Spizellomycetaceae
Exons: 10
Coding region: 101-2182 (693 amino acids)
Molecular function (GO): protein binding
Source: RefSeq, a predicted model, not a curated record
UGUGGUUAUAGGGCUAUACUUGGACCAUUGAAUUGCAUCAAGCUUGCUACAGAUCGUGCCAACUCUUGUUGCGCAAAAAGUUUAAAAACAGGCGUCCAUCAUGUCGGUACAAGGUCCUAGACAAAUACCGCGCACAUUCAAAAGUGAGCCCAAGUUGACCCCUCCCAUAAGAGAGGUUGGGAGAAAGAAAAAGCCUACAUUGUCCUUGGAUACGGCGACGAAACGGUUUAGAGACGUGGUACCCAAACAAAAGGGUACGAAAACUGAGGAUAAACUAGCGCGGGAUGUGGUCAAAAGUCAUGAGGACCUUGUCAAGAUGACAGUUGUGGAGGAAUCAUACCGAUCUCCGCUGCCUCUACCACCUGUCCCGACAGAUCCGCAUCCGACACUCGUGAGCGUGGAGGAUGUUCAAGAACGGCUACUUGAUUGCACUGUUGCAGCGCAUGCUGCGGGGAAACGAAUCAGCGAAGCAGGAAAGUUAGGCCGGGUGGUUCAAGACAUUGCCGAUGCCUUUAUGGCCCGUAAGGCAGAUCUCAUCCAACACAUUCGGACGUCCAAAGCGCCAUCACUAGCUUCCCCGAGUACAGCAACAACUACAAAGCCUCUCACUCCUGUCACGCCGAACACAAUACCUCUAACCCAGUCCCUCACCACUCUGCACAAAUCUGUGUGUGCCCUCACGUACCAGCUGCACUACUACAAAACACAUACGCUGCCACUACCAGGGACGAAAAAGCGGAAACUGUUCCUCCUUUAUAUAGACAUGUGUGAAGCUUGGAGGGAUUUGAUGAUACAAUUGACACUGUCUAUCGCACAAAACAGCUCCGACGCCGCAUCAAGCGCAACGGGGAAUGUGGCAAAGCUGGCUGUUGCGACGGGUGCACCGGAUUGGCAAGAUCUGACAAUUGAUGACGCACAAAAGCUGUUCUUGCAAGGCGACAAGUACCUUUUAGGAUUUGGUGUGCUAAGAUCAUACGAUAUCGCUUUUAAGCGGUAUAUGGCUGCAGCAAAAUUUGGUCUACCAGAAGCGAUCAACAUGCUCGGACUGAUGUUUGAGCACGGGCUGGGGCGACCAAAGGAUAUGGCUGCAGCCAUUAAAUGGUAUCAACAAUCCGCCAAUAAGGCUCACCCAGAAUCCCUUGCCAACAUGGCCCGCAUCCACGAGACCGGAAAAGGUGUCCCAACAGACCCGAAAACCGCCUAUGAGCUAUAUCUCCUUGCGGCUGAGGCAGGGCACUUGGACGCCAUGUGUUCGCUAGGAAAUCUUCUCGAAACAGGGUCGGGAUGUACCAAAAACGCGGCGGAGGCUGUGAGAUGGUAUCGAGUCGCAGCAGAGCAGGAUUGUCCUCGUGCACAAAAUGCCCUUGGAAGCGCCUAUUACCGGGGUAUUGGGGUAGCGAAAGACUACGGGGAAGCGGUGGUGUGGUAUCGGCGUGCCGCAGAAUGCGGGGAUCCAAAUGCACACAAUAAUUUGGGUAUAUGUUAUGAGGAGGGACUUGGGGUUGCAAAGGAUGUGGUAAUGGCAAAGACACUAUACAAGCUAGCGGCGGAAGCUCGACAUCCAAGCGGAGUAAACAAUCUAGGUUAUCUGUGCAUGACCGAGAACAAUUUCAUGGAGGCCAUACGAUUAUUCCAUUUAGCGUUAUCAUUGGGAAGUGUUGAUGCUGCCUACAACCUGGGAAUACUGUAUGAGACAGGAUGCCGAGACGGUGAAGGGGCUGUGCUCAACCCAGACUGGGAGAUGGCUUCUCGAUACUACAAGGAGGCGGCUGAUAAAAACUCCAUUAAAGCUCAACUUCGCCUCGCCAACCUCUUAACUACCGCCCCACCCCCACUUCAAAGCUACACUAAGGCCGUUCACUACUUAACCAUCGCCGCAACAAGCACACACGAGGGCAACCCAGAGGCUCAAAAUAUGCUCGGAGAAAUGGUAGAACUUGGUCUCGGAACCGCAGAGAGCGGUCCGGAUCAUGCCACUGCCGCAAAAUGGUACCGGCGCGCAAUGCGCCAGGGACAUGCAAGAGCAACUUUUAAUUUGGCAGCAUUGUUCGAGGCCGGUGUUGGUGUUGGACGGGAUGUAGAAAAGGCUCUUCGCUUAUAUGAGGAGGCUGAAUUGCGCGGAAGUCCUCAUGCCAGAGAGCGCAUCCAAGCGCUUAAGGAGCUUGGAUUGGUGCAUCAAUAACAAUUAGGCAAUUGGGUUCAGAGGACGUCAUGUAGUGUUUCUUUCAUUUGUGCGUUGUGUUUACUCUGGUUCUUUUUACUGUUUAAUAAACAAUCAUACGUUUGCCGUCCUCCGGAUGUGAGAUCAA